AUGAGUGUCUGCUCCCUCAUGCUUGCGUACCCAAAAUGCCCCAGCUUUGGGGACCCCAUUGUUAGGCCAAGCAAAGUCAUUGAUGGAAACUGCAAAUCUGACUUUAACAGUGGUGGAUCCUGCAGCAGCACUGCAUUUAACACCAACCCCUGGUGGAGAGUGGACCUGCUGGAUGUGUACAGAGUGACAGCUGUCAGCAUCACCAACAGAGGAGAUGUUGUUCCUGAGAGGCUUGAUGGUGCUGAGAUCCAUAUCGGUAACUCACUGGAGAACAACGGCAUCAACAACCCCAGAUGUCUUGUCAUCUCCCACAUCUCAGCAGGAGAGACCCACACCUUUCAAUGUAAUGAGAUGGAGGGUCACUAUGUUGUUGUGGUCAUCCCUGGACAGAACAGGACUCUCACUCUGAGUUUUUUAAAUAUCCGUAUCGGUAACUCACUGGAGAACAAUGGCAUCAAAAACCCCAGUUGUGCUGUCAUCACCAUCCCAGCAGGAAAUACCUACACUUUCCAGAGUAAUGAGAUGGAGGGUCGCUAUGUUGUUGUUGUCAUCCCUGGCAGGUCGGAUUGGCUCACACUUUGUGAGGUGGAAGUAUUUGCCACUGUCUAA
Messenger RNA from Oncorhynchus tshawytscha (Chinook salmon), 609 nucleotides. RefSeq names its product fucolectin-1-like. The transcript has 5 exons. Bases 1 to 609 code for a protein of 202 amino acids. The record is from RefSeq and is a predicted model, not a curated record. Lineage: Eukaryota; Metazoa; Chordata; Actinopteri; Salmoniformes; Salmonidae.